This is a messenger RNA of Patiria miniata (bat star), 10748 nucleotides long. RefSeq names its product DNA polymerase theta-like. Lineage: Eukaryota; Metazoa; Echinodermata; Asteroidea; Valvatida; Asterinidae. The record is from RefSeq and is a predicted model, not a curated record. The transcript has 24 exons. Bases 356 to 10111 code for a protein of 3251 amino acids. Gene Ontology annotation, molecular function: DNA-directed DNA polymerase activity; DNA binding; ATP binding. Gene Ontology annotation, biological process: double-strand break repair via alternative nonhomologous end joining; DNA-templated DNA replication.
CCAGUCACAAAAUGCCAUGUUUAAAGUACAUAAAGUUUUCAGUUAGCUGAAACUCACUCACAGAUCAGCUUUGUAUAAAAGAAUCAAAAUGAAUUUCUCAUCCUGUUAAAUCAAGAAUAGGCCCACAUAUGUAACAUGAUUACAUAUAACAUGAAUUACAUAGAUCUGUGUAGGCUUAAAAUUUAAAAGCAUCAAAUCCGGCUAUCAACUUUAAAAUGGAAUACUUUAUUUGAUUGGCCUUUCUGUAAAGAUGAACUCUAAUAAAUUUCAAAAUCAAUAAUUAAAUUAACUUGACAUUGAACAGUUGUGGAUAAAUGAGCAUUGAUGCAAGGGCAGGGUUUAGGUCGUCUACACCAUGAAGAAACUCUCGUCGACAUGGAAGCAACAGAAGCAAGUGAGAACUCGACAAGAAGCACAAAUAUCAAAAUCAGCCAUGCCAGCCAGCUCCAAGGCACUUCCGUCGUCAGGACUUCACGAAACGAAGACCAAGAGACUGGGCCAGCACGCUGUUCCCAUCAGUGCAUCCAGCUCACUGAUCAUUGGACAUUCCAAUAAGCAAUCGACCAAUCAGGAGGAGACCCAGCGGGGCAAGGCUAACGGUUGUUUUGAUGGGGAGACGCAGGCGACUUUUCGGAGAUCACCGAGGCUGAAAGAGCAGAAGAGAAAAGAGAUUUACGGCAGUGUGAAAUCAUCUGACUCCAACCAGCUACGUACAUGUACAAGCCGAGACGGGGAACAUCAGGAAGCUGGUUCCUUCAACUCAUUCUUCACUGGCGACCUGGAUGAUGAUGUGCUGCAAGCAAUGGAGGAGGCUGAGGCCAUCUACUGCCAUCAACACCAACAGGCGGGGACCAGUGUCAUCACUGGCACCCCGCACCGAGGCAGUACCAGGGCUCAGACUAACGGCACUAGAAAUGACCAAGUAGAAACCAGAGCAAAUGCUGGUACCCUGCUUGACGUUUUGCCGGAAACUGGUGCAGAAGUGUGUCAACUGAUUCCCAGCAAGCCAAGUGGAAUGGAAACCAACUCAGUCACUGGUGCCCUGAAUCCGGAGUUUCAAAAUUCUGAAGAUUUGUUUACUGAAAUAAAACCGUCUGAUAUUGGAGAAAGGUCGAGAUCAAGCUCAACAGGUGGGAAGGUCCCAUUGAAUGAAUUACAGCAAAAACAUGAACUGUUGACAAAUGUUCGAUUACAUAAUUCUUCAAUAAGUAAUAUCCCGACAGACGAGAAGAAACAAACAAAUGAAUUGAAAAUGAAUUUAAGGGGAAAACUCCCCUCGAAAUCAAAUGACAAAUGUGCAACUCCUAGUGCAAUAUUGAAUGAAUUGAAUACAAACUCCAACGUGGAUAACUUGGAGCAGGGUACUCCACUUUUGCCAAAAGGGCCGAGCAAAAAUGCUAUGAAUUAUUUUGUGAAUACAGAGAAGGAAAAUUCCCCUGCUGGCCAGGUUUACUGCUUUGAUUCUCAGUCGCAAUCCCAGUCACCAAAUAACAAUGAACAACAUGAGAAAUCUGUGGCUCGGAGUGGUAAAGGUGUAUCUGGAAAACAAAAUGGGACUUCAGAUGCCAAGGAACCGUCUCGAUGUCCGGAAAUCACUCUGAAUUCAGUUUCACGAGAAGUUAAAAGUUUAAAAUGUACUAAGUCAGCGGUAGUACAGGGGACGUCACAGCAGGAUGCCGAGUCCACUUGCAGUGGCCCUCCUUCCCCACCGUCAGGCAUGAACCCUCGAACUCAACCCCCAGCAGACCCCUUGCUUCUCUCCUCCUGGGGGUUGCCUGAUCAGGUCCUGGCCCAGUACCACCGCCGUCACAUCACCCAGAUGUUUCCCUGGCAAGCCCAGUGCCUGGCUCUCGGCAGCAUCUUGGACGGGGGGAACCUGGUCUACUCGGCCCCCACCAGCGCCGGCAAGACCCUGGUGGCUGAGCUGCUGAUCCUGAAGAGGGUGUUGGAGACCAAGAAGAAAGCAUUGCUGAUCCUACCGUUUGUCUCGGUGGCCAGGGAGAAGAUGUUCUACUUACAGGGCAUAUUUCAGGAUGCAGGGGUUUGUGUCGGCGGCUACAUGGGUAGCGAGUCGCCCACUGGAGGAUUCAAGGCAAUCGAUGUCGCUGUCUGCACCAUUGAGAAAGCGAACAGUCUGGUCAACAGACUUCUAGAAGAGAACAAAGUGGACCAAUUAGGCAUCAUUGUUGUUGAUGAGCUUCACAUGGUAGGAGACGCCCACCGAGGUUAUCUGCUGGAGUUGCUUCUCACCAAGGUCCGCUACAUCACCAGGAAGAUGCAAGAUGUGGCACACACUGUGCCGACAGGCAAGGAGAACAAUGUAACGACUCCCGCAGCCAACAACUCCAUCCAGAUUGUGGGCAUGAGCGCCACCCUCCCUAACCUUGACCACCUGGCCAAGUGGCUGGAUGCCGAGCUGUACCACACCGACUUCCGCCCUGUCCCACUAACCCAGACCGUCAAGGUGGGCAGGACCAUCUACGACGCCUCCCUGGCCAGGCUAAGGGAGGUAGACCCCCACCGUGCCUCCAUCCCCGGGGAUGAGGACCAGAUCCUGUCGCUGUGCCUGGAGACGUUGGCCAUGGGCUGCUCUGUUCUCAUCUUCUGCCCGACGAAGAAUUGGUGCGAGAAACUGGCCGAGAACAUGGCCCGGGAGAUUGCGAGACUGACUGGGAUGAUCCCUGGUCAUACCAGAGAUGAGGGUGUGUCUAUUAAUCUCAACAAGCAGUCCCUUCAAGAUGUCUUGGAGCAACUGAGGAGGAUCCCAGUCUGUCUGGACCCUGUCCUCAGGAGAACGGUGCCAUGCGGUGUAGCCUAUCAUCAUGCUGGUUUGAGUUUUGACGAACGGGACAUCGUCGAGGGGGCCUUCCGUCAGAGCAGCAUCAAGAUCCUGGUGGCCACUUCCACCCUGUCCUCGGGAGUGAACCUACCCGCCCGGAGGGUCAUCAUCCGCAGCCUCAUGUUCAACAGGAGGGUGCUGGACCCCCUGGUCUACAGGCAGAUGGCUGGCAGGGCUGGCCGGAAAGGGGUGGAUACUGAAGGUGAAAGUAUCUUGAUCUGUAAGCCCAGCGAACGAGACAAAGCCGCCAAGUUGCUGCAGGCUCCUCUGCCACCCGUCCAGAGCUGUCUCAAAAAGCAAGGGCAGGACUUGAGCAACUCUAUGAAACGGGCAAUCCUUGAGGUGAUUGCAAGUGGGGCUGCCUCCACCCCAGAUGAAGUGUCUUGCUAUGCUGGCUGUACUCUACUAGCAGUCGGCCUAACGCCGGGUUCAUCAGAUCAAGAGAGGGGUCCAGCUGAAGAUGGGGCAACCACAGCGGGGGCCAUCCACAGAUGUGUAAAGUUCCUGCAGGAUCAGGAAUUUGUGAUUCUCCAGAAGGUUCAGCGUGGAGAUGAGUCUGAGGAAGUGUUGCGACCCACCCAGCUAGGCAGUGCCACCCUAGCCUCUGCGUUAUCCCCAGACGAAGCCCUGGUGGUCUUCUCGGAGUUGCAGAGAGCUCGCAAGAACUUUGUCCUGGAGAACGACCUGCACCUCCUCUACCAGGUAACUCCAAUCUAUGACCAAGGCUUCCAGCCCGACUGGUACCAAUUCAUGUGCACCUGGGAGAACCUACCCUCAGACCAGCGUCGCGUGGCCGAGCUGGUGGGCGUAGAGGAACGCUUUCUGAUCCGCGCUGCUCAGGGCGCCCUCUCGACCCACAACGCCCGGCUGCAGCACGCGCUGGCCGUCCACAAGCGCUUCUACACCACGCUGAUUCUCAAUGACUUGGUCAAGGAGAUGCCAGUGGUCGCGGCAGCCAGGAAGUAUGGCUGUGCCAGGGGGCAGCUGCAGAGCCUACAGCAAUCUGCUGCCACGUUUGCAGGUAUGGUGACAGCCUUCUGCAGCAAGCUUGGCUGGACCAACAUGGAGCUUCUCCUGGCCCAGUACCAGAGCCGUCUGACCUUUGGUGUCCAGCGUGAACUCUGCGACCUCGUCCGGAUCUCUCUUCUCAACGCCUUCCGCGCCAGGCUGCUGUACAACAGCGGCUUUGCCUCUGUGGCGGCUGUGGCUGCGGCCAAGCCAGCAGAUGUGGAAAGUGUCUUACGCAGGGCUGUACCCUUCCAGAGUUCACGAAAAGCCAUUGAUGAACAACAAUAUGAAGUUGAAGAGAGAAAGCACUCACGCUGCAUCUGGGUCACAGGACGCAAGGGCCUGACAGAGCAGCAGGCUGCCCUGCUGAUAGUUCAGGAAGCCAAGGACCUCUUGAAGGCAGACUUGGGAGCUCUUGGAGUUGAGUGGAAGCCACAAGAAGAGCCUCCUCGUUCCUUGACAUCACACAAUGAUGCUGAUGAGAUUCAGAAUGAGAAGAAGGUAUCACCUUCAAGAAUUCAACCUCCAAGAAUCAACUGCGAUACAAAAGAACAAAGAUCAUCUGCUGUCCAGGAAAUAGCUCUUCAGGUAGAAUCAAAGCCACAAGGGGUGCCUCACAGUCCCCUAAUAAGAUCUGGUGAUGUAGCUGAUGAAAGUAGAGAUAAGGAGAGGACAAUGCUAUCGAGAAUUCAACUUCCAAGAAGUAACAGUGAUGUGAAAGACCAAUGCCCAUCUGCUGUUCAGCAAGCAGCUCCUCGGGUACAAUUGAAGCCACAAAAAGAGCCUCCUCAUCCUCUGAGAUCUGUCAAUAUUGUUGAUGAGAGUUGGAAUAAGGAGCGGACAAUGCCAUCAAGUAUUCAACCGUCAAGUACCAACCUCAGCACAACUGUACUUGAUUUAAAAUCCUUUCACUCAGUAAAAGUUGACACCAACAAAGAUCAAUCAAAUGAUGCAGCUGGAACUCUUGGAUUGGUGAGGAAUAUCCAACGUGAUGGGUGCCAACUUUCCCCAUCGAAGGUGGCUCAAAAGACUACAAAUGAUACGUCGAGUAAGACUAAACCACCAGUCAGUGCAUCCAUCUUUCCAGCAGAGGAACUAAGGCAUCAAAACAGUACAACACAAGUGAUUCCUGCAAAUGGUGUCUGCACAAGAACAAUGGGCCAAGGUAGAACUCUGACAAUCAAGGCUGAUGUUCACAUGGAUGCUUCACUGUCGGGAAGUACUUCUUUUCAAAACUUCAGCCCCGCUAAACACUGUGAAUCCAACCCACGAAUAAAAGAAAGUACCUCAAAAUCCAAGAGUAAAAUUAAACCAAUGUCUGAUUGCAAUUCUGUUAUCCAUAUCAGUCCCCAGUCGUCCAAUGAGAUGGUUGUGUCUGUACGGGAACGUUGUACCAACCAGAUUGCAGCCAAUCAAGGCACAGCUUCAACAUCAGACGCUGUCAUCAAGAAACAUGUGAAAGACCUCACCACCCCUAAAGCAGCUACACUCCAUAACCAACAAAUUGUGCAGGAAACAUCUCCAGAAUUGUUCUCCCUCCCAAACAGCCCUCCAGUCAUGCAAACAGAAACUCCCGUUCCCAACAAUGUGAUAAAUACACCUGCCAAAAACGAUAAACCCUCCCCAAAGAACUCUUUGCCAAUCUCUCCUUUCUUUUCUCCUCUUGAUUCCCAAAUGCUUAAGUUCCUUGAGCAACAAGAAAAUGCUCACUUACUAGAAACAUCAGCAAAUAUUAAUCAGAACCCCAUCCAAGUGGUUGAAGAAGCACCACCGACCAACGUCCAAAAUCCCAAGAACCCCUCAAUGUCUACAAAUGCCAAGUUUUCUUUGGUGCAGGAGUCACAGUCUUCUCUAGCCUUUUCACCUCUUGAUCCUGAAGUUCUGAGACUAAUGGAUUGCUACCAAGAGGAAGAGUCUAAGAAAGAUCUACAGGUGAAACGAGAUGGGGACAAAACUCCCAUCUCAUCAUCCAAAUCCUAUCAAUCAUCACCCUCCUACUCCCCUCUGGACUCCCAGGCUAUCCUGUUUAAUGACAGUACUACAAGCGAUCUGAGGCUUUCCCAAGACCAGAAGUCCGCCACACCAGCAGCAGCUGCAGACCUUCAGUUUACAUCUUUUCAAACCCUGGACUCCCAGGCCCUGAACCUCAUCGAUGGAUUCCACACCUCCAAGAAUGACCUAGCUGCAGAAUCGGCAUCCCCUGCCUUAAAGUCUCACAACAAAACAAAGAUGUCUGCGAAAUUCACCAGGAAAAAAAAUUCACUCAAGAGCAUUCAGAGAAAGAGCACUGUAAAGACAAGAUCAAGUUCACACAAGAAGCAAAAGCUUGUCUUGACUUUCUGCCAGACAGAAUCACCAUACUCAGAGUUCUUCCAAGAUGAGGAGAUGUCACUUGAUCUUGCAGAGACCUUGGAGUGCUCAUUUGUCAUCGAUCGAACUGAGCCUCUCAUGGAAGGUGUAAGCACUGCUCAGAGCACUUCUCUAAAACAUCCAAACAGGAGUUAUAGGCCAGGCAAGCCAAAUGCAAGCCAUCUUGCUCACGUGAACAGUAGAAGAAAAUCUUGCUCAGUCAGGGAUACACUAGAGGGCAUGGCCACAGGGAAUAUGGAGAAAGGAGAGCCUCCAGUCUACUCACAGCUAGAAGCAGACUUGGCUCUAGCAGCAGAGUGGAAUGACUCUUUCUCUUUUGAUGAAGGGGAGCGGGAGGCUAUUACGUCACUGCCCAAAUCGAAUCCUGUCCAGAACAAACAGGUUGGCAUAUCUGAUUCCGGUGGCAAAUGUGUCUCAGAGCUUCAACAGAAGGGAAAUGUCAUGUCUUCAAAUGGCCAGAAUGCAAACAAGAAUGGUAGAAUGAAUGGCGACAUUUGUAAUGUAAAAACACCUCCAAAGACUUUAUGUAGCACUGCAAAAGUUGGAAAGUCUUCCACAACAUUGAGGAAAAGGUGUACAAGUAGGGCAGCAAGAUUUGGAGAGACACCUUUAUUAGAUAGUAGUACUGAUAAGAAAUUUGAUGAGCAGUUGAGCCCAGGCACUAUAGAAAUGUUGGAUCUUUUUGCUGGAGAUUCAUUUUCUAAGACAUCUUGCCCUUCCUCUAAGUUGAAACCUAAGACUCCGAAAAGAAGCAAUGGACAGCAUGCAAGCAGCACUAACGAAUACAAGUCAAUGGGAAAGUCAACAAAAACAGUUGUCAUUAAUCCCACUUCUGCAACCGUUAGCGGAAAGUCUCCGUGUACAUAUCACCGCAAUACUAACCUGAGUAGUGAUCCCGGUCUUGUAUCUACAAACAAGGAGACUAAGUCCACCAGAGCUGAACGGCUCAAAAGAAGAAGCUCAGAAAGUGUCUCAAAACUUGUUGGAGAACCCAUACCAACUAAGAAACCUUUCCGGAAGGAGAGAAGUCCCUCAGUCAAUGAUGAACCAACUAGUGAGACACCAGACAACAGGAGAAAGAGUGAUGGUGAUCUCAUAUCUCCAACACCGCCGAAAGAAAAACCAAACACCCCAAAGCUUUUCAAAGGAACUCCCAAGCACAAAUCUUCAAGAGAUAUCUCUACAGAGGAAGAUACCCCUCGAUCGUUGCGUCUUAGAGAGCGAUUAUCAGCUGACCAUAAACAAGGUACAAAGUCUUCUAAGGUAGCCAGAAGCUUAGCGAAUCAACAAAAUAACCAAUCUCAGAAGAGAAGAAAGUCUCCAAGAUCAAAUCAGUCAGUUCAUCCAAAUCGUCUGGCUUCACCUCCCAACACACAACAACUUGGAUCACCACUGAAUUCUCACGAUGAUUUGAACGCUGCGAUUCUCCCUGAGCUCCAUCUUCACCUGGACAGCGAGAGUAGCUUUGAGGUUGAGCCUCCUACUCCACCAAAGGGCAGACCCUGCAGUUCUCAAAGAAGUGCAUCCUCCAGGGAGGCCCAGCAUCUUGCCUCAAUCCAGCACUCAUCUCCCAAGGUCUCCAACACGCAGGGUACCUUCACCAUCAUCGAUGUUUGCUCCAGUAAGGAGCUGUUCCACACAUUUCUGAAGGAGUGGAGUACCAAAUCCAGGUACUCCCUCUCUGUGGCCUGUGAGAGAUACCAUCCGCCAGUGGAAGGUAGAGGAAUUGGAGGGAACAUUAGACAAGCUGCCCCAAGACCCAAGAAGCCUGAUGCACUGGAUGGUUUCCAAGUAGGAGAUGAGAGCUUGAUUGUGAUUGGUCUAGCAAUCUGCUGGGAGGAGAAAGAUGCCUACUUCAUAUCCUUCCAGAGGGAACUUAGCAAUGUUGAUCCAGAUGACAGCUUAGCUCAGCCCCCUUUGGACCCAAGGCUACCAGUCGCUCAACGCCUGCAAGCAGUGAAGACCAACCUGGAAUUAGAGAAGUUAUCAGUGCGCAACAGAACCCAGGAAGUUGUCAAAAUGGCAUUUGACUGCAAAGAACAUUACAAAGUUUUGAGUCGUGGUUGUGGCAUCCGCCUCGGCGGUGGACUAGCAGACCCUAAGGUGGCUCACUGGCUGAUUGAUCCUGGAGCUAAGGAGAGAAAUCUGCAUGGACUGGUCACCCACUACGUACCCCAGGAUGGUCAAAUCCUAGAAGGUUUGAGUGGUGGCUUGGGCUUGGGUAGCCUGGGUCUGAUGUCCCAGGAGCCAGGGACAGGGCGUCUCAGGGCCGCGACAGAGUCUGUUCUGGUCCUGGCUCUCAUGGAUCAUCUGGAACCUACACUGAAGGAGGAGAGACUCUACAAAGCAUUCACCGAGGUUGAAAUGCCCUGCAUGCGAGUCUUGGCCCGCAUGGAGCUGACAGGUUUCGGCUUCAGCCAGGCAGAGUGUGAAUCCCAGAAGGCCGUCAUGCAAACCAAGCUGGCAGCGCUAGAGGAGCAGGCCUAUCAGAUGGCUGGACACGGGUUCUCUCUCACAUCCCCAGAAGAUAUUGCUCAGGUCCUCUAUGUUGAACUGAGACUGCCUCCCAAUGGUGACCCAAGCCUAACCACCACUGCUCCCCUGCGUAAGACUCUGGGUGGCCGGGGCGGCAGGGCCCGCCUGCCGAAACACUUCAGCACCUGCAAGAACUCCCUGGAGAAGCUUCGGCCUUUCCACCCUCUGCCCGGCGUAGUGCUGGAGUGGCGUCGGAUCACAGCAGCCGUGACCAAGGUGGUGUAUCCAUUGCUGAAGGAGAGACAGGCGGACUCUAAGCUGGGAGGGGAGAGGAUUUAUGCAUCCUGCCAGACCCACACUGCUACAGGUCGUGUCUGCCUAUCCGACCCCAACAUCCAGGCCAUCCCCCGCGACUUUGAGAUUGAGAUGCCGUCUGCCAUCGGUGAGAGCCCACCCCUAGCCCUGGGGGCCCCUGCUCAGUCAUACCCCACCAGGGCUAGGGUGAGACAGACCCAGGGGAGAGGUCAGCAGACUAGGGGUGCUAGCAUGAGCAAGGAAGGGGAUAAACCUGGUCCAUCAUGUGCUGUCAGUGUGCGGCAUGCAUUCUGCCCAUUUCAAGGAGGUGUUCUCCUAGCUGCUGACUAUUCUCAGCUGGAGCUGCGCAUCCUAGCCCAUCUGUCAGGAGACAGCAAGCUGGCCGGCAUCUUGAACGGUGGCGGAGACGUCUUCAAGUGCAUCGCCGCUCAGUGGAAGCAGACCACAGAGAGUCAGGUUACCCCCAAUCUACGCCAACAAGCCAAGCAGAUGUGCUAUGGGAUGGUGUACGGCAUCGGAGCUAAGGCGCUGGGUCAGCAGCUAGGAGAGUCCGAGGAAGAUGCAGCGGCAUUCAUGGACUCCUUCAAGAUGCAAUACAAAGGAAUGAAGAACUAUAUUCGGGACACUGUAGAGCGUUGCAGGACCACCGGCUUCGUGGAGACCAUCCUCCAUCGUAAGCGAUUCCUGCCAGCCAUCACCCACGCCAAUCCAGCCGCCCGCAGCCAGGCCGAGCGACAGGCGGUCAAUACCACCAUCCAGGGCUCGGCAGCUGACCUGGUCAAGCUUGCCAUGGUCAAGAUUGACCGCAGGCUGGCCGAGGAGUUCCCAAACACGAAGGUGACUCAUCGCCACAGGGUCGAGUUUGAAUCAGGUUUGACCCAACGCAAGAAGGGCCGUAAAGGUGUCGCCACUACUCCCUCUGGGGCAUUCCUGGUACUUCAGCUACACGAUGAGCUCAUCUAUGAGGUCCACAGGGAGGAUGUCAUCCAGGUGGCACAGCUGGUGAAGGCAGAGAUGGAAUCAGCACUGGUGCUGAGUGUCAGGCUACCAGUGAAGGUUAAAGUUGGUCCCACGUGGGGAAGUAUGGAAGAUUUGGAUCUUUGAUUGUCGGGGCACCAGUCAUGCUAAAGUUGAUCCCUCGUGAGAAAAUUGGCCAGAAUUUGCUCUCUGAAUGUCAAGUAGUCAGUCCCAGUCAAGUGGGAAGUGUGGAAGAUUUAGAUCUCUGAUAGGGCACCAGUGAAGGCUAAAGUGGGUCCCUCGCAAGAAAAUGAAAAAAAUCUUAACCCUGAAAGAGGUGCAAAUGUAAAGAAGAAUACAAAAUAGCUGUCUUUGUUCUGAACAUUUUAUGCCAACUGACUUAUUCAAAGGUUUAUCUGACAGUUUGAUAUUGGAAAACAAUUUUUGUAUGCCAAGAAUAGGGAACUUGACUGUGUCUUGGAACUCUGAAAUUCUUAAAAUGUUUGCAGUAAUUUUAUUGAGUUAUAUUCAGCCAACUUUGUUUUAUAUUAUUGGUCCCCUAAAGGCACAGUUACAUCUAGGGUUGUAACAAUAUGUAGUGAUGUCAGAUACCAUCUAAAACUUUGAUAUGCAUCAUGAUGCAUAGUCUAGUAUGAUUUGUAUCAUAUAGGGCUCGCUCAAUGACGGUCAUUUCUGUAAGAGAACUGCAACUGCGUAUUUUACGCAAUCAUGCACGCAUUACGCAGUAUUGAAAAUGUUAAAAAAACGCAUGCUUGUGUUCCAA